CGCCUAACUUGAAGUAUGAUUUACUUAUAUUUUUACAUUGAUAUUAUUUGAGUAAAUGUAGACAAAAAAAUAAAUGAAUAAUAAGUAGAACAAAUGUUAAUUUAAAAAAAUCCCACAGCCAACGGUUUUUAAUCAGCAACAAAGAAACUGCGCCUUUUGCCGAUGACAAACACCUCAGAAACUCCUCAAAUUUAUGAAUAUUUACACACACAAUAUGAUUUUAUUUCCUUCCUACAAAAGUAUAACAUAUUAGACAAAUUCUCAGUGAAAUUUAUUUAACACCAUUGCAUACUUUUUAUCGUGUUGCAUACCAUGUAAAGGGAAACAUGAUAAUAUAAAAAGUAGACUAUGUACAGUAAUGCAGAAAAGCGCAUCACAACCAUCUUAAAGCUAUUAAAACGUUCAGAUGCAAAAAUGAACUAAAUGUAAAAUUAGAUAAACUAGUUAAUGAUAUUGCGUAAAUGCUCUCUUCAAAGGUCUUGGCAAAUUAUUUUGUUAUAAGACUCAGUUAUCAUACAUCACGUCUCUUCUACUGUAAGUGCACGGAAAAAAAUAAGACAAAUGAUGCGCGUUUGAGUCGGAUUUUUAUGAAGAAUAUGUGACUUUUAUGUAACUGGCAAAAGAAAACUUCGCCAACGCAAUGUACAGUAGCGGAGUGGCCAUCGGGAGAGUCGGGACAUUAUCAUCAAAAACUUUUAUGACAAAAAUUAUAUUUAAAUGAAAUAUUCUUACAGUUAUUAAAAGAUGCACAUAUUAUUCCAUUACUCCCGUUUAUGAGCACGAUCAUCUCUUGUCUCGCUCUGUUAUGUUAUAGCUGUUUGAUAGCUGCGCAUCUCCGUCUUUCAAACAGGUAUCAUUUUGUGUAGUUACUCAUUUAGGAAAAUUUGGCAUGAUUUAAUGAUUUUAUUAUUUUUUUUUUGUUGUUGUUGUUGCAGAUUACGAUUUGUAUUACCCCAGUUUUACUACCAAUACGAGACACAUUGUUUUUACCACGGAGGGCCGGUGGUAUACGAAAUUUCCCGGUAAAUUAUUUGGUCCCACUCCGCCCCUGGCAAUGUUUGCCAAAAAGCCUGCAUUUGUAUGACAUCAAAGUCUUUCGCCUAAACACUGAUAAUCCGUGUCAUGUUACUUCAAUAUCAUACAGUCUACGCUCAGCAUGAAGUCGAGCGCACAAAUUGCCGUCAGUAUGGCCUACAUGAAACACGACUGCCCUCUACAGGUUUUUUUAUUUCCAGCGUCCCCCACCGAACACCCAUUCUGCAGAAUGCCGCAGAAUUUCGGAAGUGCUCGCGGCAUUCUGCUCUCAGAGACGCGCAUUUUUAAAGGGCACAUCUGUAUGAGGAUCCGGCUUACUUCAUACUCGUCAUGGACCGGCCUGAUCCUUGCAUGACCUUGCAUGAGUUUAUAAAACUUCAACGAGGUCUGCUGGAAUCAACAGCACGCAUCCUAAUGCGUCAGGCAGUCAUGGCUGUAAAACAUUGCUUUAAGCAUGAGACUUUUCAUACUGACCUCCACGCUGGCAACUUCCUCGUGGAUAAAAACAACAUGCUGCUGAAGCUGAUCGACUUUGGGUGCUGUGACCGAUUAAGAGACACGGCCUAUGCAUAUGAAGAGUAUUUGGGGGCACCGGCUUAUCGGCCACCUGAGGUCCGCAACAGGGGCAGAUACCACGCCAUGUCAAGCAGUGUCUGGUCUCUGGGAACUCUGCUCUAUUAUAUGGUUAAUGGAAACUUGCCCUUUCCCAAAUAUGGGCCAGUAACUGAAGGCAUGAUAAACCACGAGAAUGACUAUUUAACAAAGCGGAAAAAACAGCAAAAUCUGUUAAAAGACAUUGGGGAAGAAGAUAAAGAGCCCCUUUGUUCACUGCUUAGGGAGGAACAAAGUGGUACCUUUCAUACCCUCCCCAGAGCUGAAACCGGGGAAUCCGGGGAAGGCCAAUGAUGAUCUGGACAAAUCACAGAUGAAGACCAGUUCCGGGAUGAAAACUGAUGAGGAUAUUGCCCAUCCCGUGGCACUAAUCACCUACAAAGCUUUUAAUGGCCUAGCACCCUCAAAUCUUGGAGAACUACUAUCAACCUGCAUUAACGACGACAGUGGGGCCUCCAGCCUUAGUCAAACGGGUUGGCACGUAUGGUCGGGUUGCGAUUUUGGCGCUUUCGUGUAUCUUGCGAAUAGUAUGCCAUACAGACCCGUUUGCCACUGAACCUGCAUUAACGACGACAGUGGGGCCUCCAGCCUUAGUCAAACGGGUUGGCACAUAUGGUCGGGUCGCGAUUUUGGCGCUUUCGUGUAUCUUGCGAAUAGUAUGCCAUACAGACCCGUUUGCCACUGAACCUGCAUUAACGACGACAGUGAGGCCUCCAGCCUUAGUCAAACGGGUUGGCACGUAUGGUCGGGUUGCGAUUUUGGCGCUUUCGUGUAUCUUGCGAAUAGUAUGCCAUACAGACCCGUUUGCCACUGAACCUGCAUUAACGACGACAGUGGGGCCUCCAGCCUUAGUCAAACGGGUUGGCACGUAUGGUCGGGUUGCGAUUUUGGCGCUUUCGUGUAUCUUGCGAAUAGUAUGCCAUACAGACCCGUUUGCCACUGAACCUGCAUUAACGACGACAGAGGGGCCUCCAGCCUUAGUCAAACGGGUUGGCACGUAUGGUCGGGUUGCGAUUUUGGCGCUUUCGUGUAUCUUGCGAAUAUGCCAUACAGACCCGUUUGCCACUGAACCUGCAUUAACGACGACAGAGGGGCCUCCAGCCUUAGUCAAACGGGUUGGCACGUAUGGUCGGGUUGCGAUUUUGGCGCUUUCGUGUAUCUUGCGAAUAGUAUGCCAUACAGACCCGUUUGCCACUGAACCUGCAUUAACGACGACAGUGGGGCCUCCAGCCUUAGUCAAACGGGUUGGCACGUAUGGUCGGGUUGCGAUUUUGGCGCUUUCGUGUGUCUUGUGAAUACUAUGCCAUAAAGACCCGUUUGCCACUGAACCUGCAUUAACGACGACAGUGGGGCCUCCAGCCUUAGUCAAACGGGUUGGCACGUAUGGUCGGGUUGCGAUUUUGGCGCUUUCGUGUGUCUUGUGAAUACUAUGCCAUAAAGACCCGUUUGCCACUGAACCUGCAUUAACGACGACAGUGGGCCUCCAGCCUUAGGGGCCAGUCACACCAAAAGCGCUUUAAACUAGGGAUGCACCGAAUCCAGAUUUUUUAGGUUCGGCCGAAUCCCGAAUCCACCGUUUAAGAUUCGGCCGAACCCGAAUACCGAAUCCUACUUGCAUCCUUAUUCCAUUAACACAGUAAAGCACAUUAAUGAAGUAAACAACGUCCACAGCAGUGUAUUUUUCAUUUUAUUUAAUUUUAACUGUACAUUAUGCAUAAUGAAAGCGAUGCGUUGGGAUACGUUCGUUUUUCCAAUAAGCAAGCAGCUCCGCGCUGAAAACCAUAUUCAACUUUGAGUGAGAAGCUCCCCUCGUCAAUGUCACAGUCUUCACACGGCCAUCCAAUUACAGUGGAGGAGGGGCGGGACAUUACCACAGCAACCAACCGGCUCACAGCUGAAGCAUCACACCUACCAAGCGCUCGGCUGAAAAACAGCUGGCAUUUGGCGUCCUCAAGGCGUUUUCAGCCGUGUUUAAAGGUUUUGGUGUGUCCAGCUCCUAAGGCUCACCGAAAGAAAAAGCUCAUCUCCACGUCAGCACCCGAUGUGUGUAAUCAACGGCCGCGUGACGUCGACCAGCGUAGCGCAAGCCUAGGGUUCGGUUCGGUGGAAAAAAAAUAUAGGAUUCGGCCGAACCCGAACCCCGUCAAAAAGCCCAGUAUUCGGCCGAAUCCGAAUCCUGGAUUCGGUGCAUCCCUACUUUAAACGCUUGUAAACGCAAGGCGCGACGCACUGCCUUUUAAAAAAAAGAGCAGUGCGAUGCGGCUUUUCAUAUUGCUAAGCAACCACCGAGUUAGCUGUCUUGUCAAUCAAAUAUUGAAGCGUGAACGCUCUUUUGCUGUUAACUGUCAUAUUAGCAGAAACUUUAAAAAGAGGACGCUUGCUCUGACCUUGUUUGAGGAUGAGAGGUGCACAAACACGAGGAGAGAGGGAGUGAGUGAGUGGAGUCCGGUUCUUCAAAGCAACUGUAAACUUCCCUCACCACAACGUAAGGCCCGCCUCUCCCCUGAUUCGAUUGGACAAUGGAAGACGCGAAUGACGUCAGGCGCUUCGUCGCUCUCAGCGCUCCUUUAAAAACACGUGCGCGGCAGGCGGCAAAAAACCGCAAGGCGCUCGGCGUGCAUAAACAGCCCGCAAACGCGCCCUGCCCAUAGAAUAUCAUUCAAAAAAGGCGCCUGCAACUGCCAUAAACACUUUUGGUGUGACUGCAGCCUUAGUCAAACGGGUUGGCACGUAUGGUCGGGUUGCGAUUUUGGCGCUUUCGUGUAUCUUGCGAAUAUGCCAUACAGACCCGUUUGCCACUGAACCUGCAUUAACGACGACAGUGGGGCUUUCGGCCUUAGUCAAACGGGUUGGCACGUAUGGUCAGGUCGCGAUUUUGGCGCUUUCGUGUAUCUUGCGAAUAGUAUGCCAUACAGACCCGUUUGCCACUGAACCUGCAUUAACGACGACAGUGGGGCCUCCAGCCUUAGUCAAACGGGUUGGCACAUAUGGUCGGGUCGCGAUUUUGGCGCUUUCGUGUAUCUUGCGAAUAGUAUGCCAUACAGACCCGUUUGCCACUAAACCUGCUUUAACGACGACAAUGGGGCCUUCAGCCUUAGUCAAACGGGUUGGCACAUAUGGUUGGGUCGCGAUUUUGGCGCUUUCGUGUAUCUUGCGAAUAGUAUGCCAUACAGACCCGUUUGCCACUGAACCUGCAUUAACGCUGACAGUGGGGCCUCCAGCCUUAGUCAAACGGGUUGGCACGUAUGGUCGGGUUGCGAUUUUGGCGCUUUCAUGUGUCUUGUGAAUAUGCCAUACAGACCCGUUUGCCACUGAACCUGCAUUAACGACGACAGAGGGGCCUCCAGCCUUAGUCAAACGGGUUGGCACGUAUGGUCGGGUUGCGAUUUUGGCGCUUUCGUGUAUCUUGCGAAUAGUAUGCCAUACAGACCCGUUUGCCACUGAACCUGCAUUAACGACGACAGAGGGGCCUCCAGCCUUAGUCAAACGGGUUGGCACGUAUGGUCGGGUCGCGAUUUUGGCGCUUUCGUGUAUCUUGCAAAUAGUAUGCCAUACAGACCCGUUUGCCACUGAACCUGCAUUAACGACGACAGUGGGGCCUCCAGCCUUAAUCAAACGGGUUGGCACGUAUAGUUGGGUUGCGAUUUUCGUGUAUCUUGUGAAUACUAGUGCUGUGUUCAAAAUAUCGAUACGACAAUACAUCGUCAUGGACGCCUGACGAUGCGCGCAUCGAUACAGCACCUUCCGUAUCGAUUCGGAUGCACUGUUGAAAGUAACAUGACGAAUCGCUGUUGAUCUGUGAUCCAUAUGGAAAGGACGCAUGUAUCCCGCCGAGUAGGCUACGUAGACGUAAAGGUAGCGGGGUAUACUUUCACUUUGCGUGUCUGUCUCGCUGGCGCACGUGUCUGCAUAGCGAGCCGCGUACUCGCGCGCUCUCUCUCUCGCGUGCGCGUAUUUAAAAUUAAUGAGUUCAGUAUGAAAGCGCAGAUAUCAGCCUAUACUACUGCAAAGGGCUUUAUUAGCCACACUUUUAUAAAACAGUACUAACGCAUUUGAGGAGAAACACGACAAAGAUUUGUCUGUGAAAAGUGUACGUCUGGAGAAGAGAUACAGUAUUAAGUAUGACUGCAUGUUUAUAGAUAUAUUCAUAGAUAUAGAAUAAUGAGAGACAAAUAUAAUGCCUAGAGUAAGGCACCAUCUUUGUAAAACUGCUUUUAAAAAACAUAAGUUAAGUACUAACUCUGGGAUUUUAAAUAUUUCUAUGAGUUACCCCAGAAGCUAAUAAAUUAAUGGCAAAAACACAACUGUUAAAACACUGCUUAUUCAAUGUACAAUAAACAGAUGAUGAUAAUAAUAAUAAUAAUAAUGUUACUAAAUUCUGAACAAAAAUGUAAUUCAAAAUAGUCUUGUAUCGUGAUGCGCAUCGUAUCGUAGCCCUUGUAUCGGGAUACAGAUGUGGUCUUUAAAAAUGCGCGUCUCUGAGACCAGAAUGCCGCGAGCACUUCCGAAAUUCUGCGAGAU
Misgurnus anguillicaudatus (oriental weatherfish) is the source of this 6168-nucleotide messenger RNA. Lineage: Eukaryota; Metazoa; Chordata; Actinopteri; Cypriniformes; Cobitidae. The record is from RefSeq and is a predicted model, not a curated record.